This is a messenger RNA of Gavialis gangeticus (Gharial), 3621 nucleotides long. RefSeq names its product MICAL like 1 (gene MICALL1). The record is from RefSeq and is a predicted model, not a curated record. Gene Ontology annotation, molecular function: protein binding. Lineage: Eukaryota; Metazoa; Chordata; Crocodylia; Gavialidae. The coding region runs from base 1 to 2952 and encodes 983 amino acids. The transcript is spliced from 17 exons.
AUGACUAUCCAGAUAGGAGAUACUGCUCUGCCCAACUCCCCUGAGGCACUCCCAGAGCGCACCUUGCAUGGCUACAGGAUUGAGCUUCCUUCAGAACGCUUGGCACUCUUCCCCAACUGUUUUCAAGGAAAGCAGGCCCAAGAUACACCCAGGAAGUGGGACACUGAGGCUCAGAGCACUCUUCUGCCUGGGUGUCAGGGCUACGCGGGCGUGGAGAUCCGCGACCUCAGCGCCUCCUUCCGCGACGGCCUGGCCUUCUGCGCCAUCCUGCACCGCCACCGCCCCGACCUGCUAGACUUUGAUUCGCUCUCCAAGGAGAAUGUCUAUGAGAACAACCGCCUGGCCUUUGAGGUGGCGGAGCGGGAGCUGGGAAUCCCUGCUCUGCUGGAUCCCAACGAUAUGGUCUCCAUGAAGGUCCCCGAUUGCCUCAGCAUCAUGACCUAUGUAUCUCAGUAUUACAACUAUUUCAACAACCCCAGCCCAGGCAGAGUCCCUCCACCUAUGAAGCGCCCAGCUGCUGCCUCUUCACCCCCUCUGCCAGCUCACAAGAAACCUGUGGCUAUGGCUGACAGCACCCCAGCACCUCAGGAUGAUGCGGCUGAAGGCCUAGCAGAGCGAGCCCAGCGCACCACACUCAGCAGCACCUGUGCUGCCUGCCAACAGCACGUCCACCUUGUCCAACGCUACAUGGUGGAGGGCAGGCUGUACCACCGCCUGUGCUUCAGAUGUAAGGAAUGCUCCAGCACGCUGGUCCCUGGAUCUUACCAACCUGGGUCAGAGCCAGGCACUUUUAUAUGCACCCAGCACCGUGGCAAACUGGGCCUGAGUGGGAGAGCAGAUGGUAGGCCUAGCCCAGACCUACAGUACCCAGCCAAGAGGACUGAGGUUGGGACAGUGAGUGUCCGUGAAGAUGUGCCCCCAGCAGAAGGAGAGGCAGGAAAGGAGGACAGUGCCCCAGUGCCUGUGGCAAUUGAAUUGGAGAGCCACCCCCGAGGAGAGGAGGAGGUGGGCAGAGGGGAGAAGACCAGUGCACCUGAUGCAGUGGAGACAGCGACACCCCCUGCCCUGACAGACAACACAACGUCAAGAUCUGAGUCCCCUUCUCAAACUCCAGCCAGGCCCCCUCUCCCCAUCAAACCAUCAGUGGCCAACCAGGACAAAACCAGCCCGCUGGACGGACAGCUCCGGGACCCUCGGCCCACCCCUGCACCGCGGAGGGCUACAGAUGCAACAGCCCUUUCACCUCCAAACUCCCAGCCCAUUCCGCGACCCAGAUCCAUCCAGAGUGAGGCCUCUGAACUGGGUCCCAGCCUAGUGAAUGGUAGGGUGCCUGAACCUAGCCCCCCAGUCCCAAAACCAAGAGGGAGACCCACGUCCUCUGAUCGAUCAGGAGCUUCUGCAAGAACAAAGAACCCUCCGUGGAUUGCUUUAGUGCAGGCUGAACCCAAAAAGAAGCCAGCUCCGCCCCCACCAGGCAGUGGCAGAGAGACCCCAAGCCGGACUUCAGAGGAAGAGGAUGGGGAAGAGGAGGUGAAGGCAAAGGACAGGGGCAGUGGAGCUGACGGCAGCGAACCCAAACCCUAUAACCCCUUUGAGGAUGAGGAGGAAGAGGAGGAAGCUGCCAUGCCCAAGAGCACACCAAAGCAGGAGCAGGGCGAGGGUGGAGCGAAACCCAUCCAUCCCUGGUAUGGCAUCACCCCCACCAGCAGCCCCAAGAUGAAGAAGCGGCCAGCACCAAAAGCACCCAGUGCCUCCCCGCUAGUUCACCAUCCCAUCUCCAGGCUCUCGCACUCGGAGCCAUCCUCCUCUGCUCCGUCUCCUGCCCUCAGCCUUGAAAGCAUCAACUCCGAGUGUUCAGCCAAGACUGCCGGUGACGCUGAUGAGAGCUCAGUGCCAAAGAGCUCCUCCGAGCCCACGGUCCACACCCCAGCUGCUUCCAAGACCUGCAGUGCAGAUACCCCACUCACCAGUGUCUCUUCCAGUGAGAGUCCCGCUGCCCCUGCCAGCCUCUCUACCAACUCCUCCUUCUCAUCCUCCAGUGAGCUGGCCAGCUACAGUGGGGAAGCGCAGGGUGGGGCCCUGCAGACCAGCAGGAGCUCUUCUGCCAGCAACUUGAAGACCAGCCCCAGCCGACUCCCCCCAAAGCCUCCUGCUGGGGCUAGCCCCACUCCUAUCCUAUUGGCCUCAGAUGUGGGUGCUGGCGCCCUCACAAAUACCCCCUCACCCAAGCCACUGCUGAAGUCUUCCUGCAAAGAAAACCCCUUCAACCGGAAGCCAUCACCGGCUGCUUCCCCUUCAGCCAAGAAACCCCUGAAGGGAUCCAAGCCAGUGCGCCCUCCUGCACCAGGGCAUGGCUUUCCACUGAUCAAGCGCAAGGUGCAGGCAGAUCAGUACAUCCCGGAGGAGGAUAUCUAUGGAGAGAUGGAUGCCAUUGAACACCAGCUGGAUGAGCUUGAGCAUCGAGGGGUGGAACUGGAAGAAAAACUCCGCAGCACAGAGAAUGAUAGCCCCGAGGACACACUACUGGUGGACUGGUUCAAACUCAUCCACGAGAAGCACAUGCUGGUGCGCCGCGAAUCUGAGCUCAUCUACAUUUUUAAGCAGCAGAACCUGGAGCAACGUCAAGCGGAUGUGGAGUAUGAGCUGCGGUGCCUUCUCAAUAAGCCUGAUAAGGAGUGGACAGAGGAGGACCGUGCAAGGGAGAAGGUGCUGAUGGAAGAGCUGGUGACCAUCAUUGAACAACGUAACGCCAUUGUCAACUGCUUGGAUGAGGAUCGGCAAAGAGAGGAAGAGGAGGAUAAAAUGUUGGAAGCUAUGAUUAAGAAGAAAGAAUUUCACAAGGAAGCUGAGGCUGAGGGCAAGAAGAAAGGAAAGUUCAAACCCCUGAAAGUGCUCAAGCUGCUUGGCAACAAACAGGAGUCAAAGAGCAAGUCACCCAAGGAAAAGACCUAGAGCAGGAGAAGGCCAGAAGCGAGGGUGGAUCCAUUGCUGCCUGACUGUCAGCCUUCCCCGCAGCUGGCCAGAUCCCUGCCAAAGGGGCUGCCACCCCUGAAGCUGUGCUUCUCCACUCAUCGUCCCCAAGCAGUCCCAACACUGGCUUCCCCCUGUGGGAGCUCAGUCAGUUUUUCAGCCACAGAUGUGGGUCUGCCCAAAUGGGGGAGAGGCAUGGCGGGGCUGAUCAACUGUGCUCCCCUUUUCUCAUACUGUGGGGAGCUGCCCUGAGGAAAAAAGCUACUGUGUUCCCUCCCCUCCACACACAAACCCUUGGUGGGGGGCAAGAGGAUGAAAAGCUUUAGGAGAUAUGUUACCCUGUUGUGUGUGUCUAUGUAUGCACGAACAGCAAGGAAAGGAUUUGGGGGUUUAUGGGAAACUUGCACUAAUGGCCCUCACCUCUUCCUCUAACUGUGAUAGUCACAUGUGCCUCGUACCCACUGCCUUGGGGCCAGUGGACCUAGCUGUCCCUCGCUGACCUCCAGCUCUUUCCUUUGCUGUCUAAAUUCCCCCAGUCAUGUUGCGUUUGAAGCUCUGGGUGUGUGCGCACAGGGUUGUCAUUUAAUUGGCAUAAACUACAAUUCAGGAAACAUUCCUGUGUUACAAGGUCCUAAACAAAUAACCAAAAAA